Dromiciops gliroides (monito del monte) is the source of this 624-nucleotide messenger RNA. RefSeq names its product succinate dehydrogenase complex assembly factor 2 (gene SDHAF2). Gene Ontology annotation, cellular component: mitochondrion. Lineage: Eukaryota; Metazoa; Chordata; Mammalia; Microbiotheria; Microbiotheriidae. Bases 73 to 600 code for a protein of 175 amino acids. Gene Ontology annotation, biological process: mitochondrial electron transport, succinate to ubiquinone; protein-FAD linkage; tricarboxylic acid cycle. The record is from RefSeq and is a predicted model, not a curated record. The transcript has 4 exons.
CCCGCCUCCGGGGCCGGCGCGAGGUCCCCGGAUGUGGAGGCUAGACGCGCUUCCGGCCGGGCCUGAGCGGAAAUGGCGGCGGCGGCGGCGGCGGCGGCGGCAGCGGCAGCGGCGGCGGCUGCGCCUGCGGCUCGGCUUCUUGCCUUAUCCAGGCAUGCUCUCGCAUCUCCUUCUGUGGGUAGGUCAUUGUCCAGACGGUUCUACCGAGGGGACAGCCCAGCAGAUUCUCAGAAGGAUAUGCUUGAAAUCCCCUUGCCUCCAUGGGAAGAACGAACAGAUGAACCGAUUGAAACCAAGAGGGCUCGCCUGCUUUAUGAGAGCAGGAAGAGAGGCAUGCUGGAGAACUGCAUCCUGCUCAGCCUCUUUGCCAAGGAGAAUCUGCACCACAUGACAGAGCGGCAGCUGAACCUCUAUGACCGGCUGAUCAACGAACCCAGUAACGACUGGGAUAUCUUCUACUGGGCUACAGACGCAAAGCCAGCACCGGAGAUCUUUGAGAAUGAUGUCCUGGUGAUGCUGAGAGACUUUGCCAAGAACAAGAAUAAAGAGCAAAGGUUGCGGGCCCCGGAUCUUGAGUACCUCUUUGAGAAACCAACCUGAACUUUAUUUUGGCCUGGCCUGGCC